This is a messenger RNA of Pocillopora meandrina, 12668 nucleotides long. NCBI's taxonomy places the organism in Eukaryota, Metazoa, Cnidaria, Anthozoa, Scleractinia, Pocilloporidae. The record is from the annotation of a GenBank genome assembly.
ACUACAUAUAACGUGGCAGCUUGUCAUUCUCUUCACAUCUGUUUCUCUUUUCGGGUGCCUACAUCUUACUGACUGUCGAUUUCGCUCCACUAAAGGAAAGGUUAAGAAUAACACGCCUGUAGUAACGACUUUGGAGAGGUUCAUGUCUUCUUUAACCAGAAGCGUUUUCCUUGGGCGACGAUCGAACUCGCCUAUUGCGUCUAAUUGUAAAAUAGAACUUCAAGAAAACCAUCCUACCGAAGCAGAAGAUAGGCUCUUCCUUAGCAAAAAGGAAACUGGAGCGACCAUUGACGGUCAAGAGCAACUGAAUAGUGUUUCAAACGGGAAUAUGAGUAAUGGUGGUAGUUUGCUGCAAACUGCUGACGAGAAGAGCGAUGCCAGCCAAGGUCAAAGAUUGUAUCGUGCGGCCCUGUUGGUUAUAUGUUUUGUCUCAGCACUUUCUCUUGGGCUUACCUUGCUGAUGUUGUUUGGUGUGUUUCACGCUGGUUCGCCACAAUGUACCUGCUCUGGAGAAACAGGUAUUUGCAGAUUUACAAGAUGUUUUAUUCUAAAUUUUAAUUCAUAUCUUCAAAUUGAUCGUGAGUUAGAUACGCUUCUAUUUUGGAUUUGCGAAAGCGAGUCUCAGCCUGUAGAAAACCACACAAUAAUGGCCUGGUAAGGUAGAAAAACAUUUAAGUUGGCAGAAGCACAAAAUCCAAAUAAGAUCGAGGUUGAAUAAGUAUAAACAAGCCCGUGACGCACUACAGAUGAUUAACUCAUCAAAUUUUCGCCCAAAUCGUGAAGAAGCCUCUUUUAUUAUCAUAAUUAUCAUUAUUAUAAUUUUUUUUUUUUUCUGAGAGACCUUCGAGUCAUAGGCAUUGAUAAGAACGAACAGGAAAGGAUCUCUACACACCUCACUGAUAAUUACGUUCAAAGACAUGUUUUUUUUUUGUUUUUAAUUUUUAUAAUGGCACGCCAACACACUUCUAGUGCAUCAAAACGCCAUUAAACAACAAUGGUUUAAUAUGCACCGCAUUCCUAGGUGUGACACCUAUAUACAUAAAAAUGCAUGUCAGCACGCGUCGCGAGAAUCGUGAAUACCUUGAUUGACAGCGAUAUUCUCUUUAUUUACAAAAAUCAUCCCCCCUUCCCGGGCUUUGAAAUGUGUAUGAUGAAUAGGAUUUUUCCUUUUAUUCAUUUGUUUUGGUUCGUUGUUUUGUUUUUCUUGGAUUCAGUUUAAGUCUCGAAAAUAAAUUCCCGAUGUUAUUGACAGCAUGUAAAAGUCAUUAACGUAUAAGAUGGUCAGGGAAGUCUCACCAUCUUGAUUUAAGAUCAUCCUUCUCCUUGUGGGUCGAUUCUUGAGCUCUGGUUAAUCAUAAAAGCGGAAUUACAUUCACUGUUACCCGUUCAGACUGAAAAAUUUAACCUACUGCAAAAAAAUUUAUCUUUUUGUGGCUUAUCUACAGUUUUUCCUUGAGACCAAAAGACCCCAAGGACUUAUUCCCUGGGUUUAUUAAAGAAUUUUUCUGUUGCGCUACUUUCUAAAUGACAAAUUGACCGCAUUGUUUCAUCGUUUUAUAACUAUUGAGAAUCGAAAGAUGUGAAAAAGGUUCAAACACCGCAAAAGAGCAUUAGAGGAGUAAGCGGUAAACAUAAUCCGGAAAAGCCGAAAAUAUUGAAUAGCCAAAAUUUUUCGCGGUAAUCAAAUUUAAAAAAACAACGAGGCCUAUUUUUGCAUAGUAAUUAUUAUCAAAAAAAUCCUUGGAUCUUAAAAUGUUUAGCAACAUCCAAGUUUUAAUUUCUAUAUCCUAAUGAAUGAGUUGCCAGUUUGCACGAAGAUUUCUGCGAUCGCCACGGGGCAAACAUUGUGUCGAGAUCCAAAAAACCAUUUUGGAGAUAAGGCAUCGCUGUUUCCCGCCGCUUCAUCAUAAAUCGAUUCAGGUGAUGUAGAUUCGAGGGAAGCGUUAGUUUAUUUAUUGAAUAAUCAUGAUAUGUGAUAAAAGCUACUGAUAAAUUUCCCCAACGCGUAUUUUGAAACUUGCAUCGCAUAAUGGUCUCGAAGUUUAGAAAAAUUAGCUAUAAUUCGCCAGGAAAUAAAUCCAGAAAACCCUUUGAGUUUUAUUUCAUGUAUUGGGUCUACUUUUGGCUUUUUUCUUGGCGUGGUAAUUCCAAAGAGCUACAUCGAGGCAGCUCGAGAUAGAAAUGGUUUGCUUGAACAUAAUAUUAUCAUAUCACGUAAAGUGAUUUAACACUUAAGUUGCUUAUUUGUUGAAAAAUCAUUUGUUAAUUGAACCGUUUCUUCUGCGACAAUGAAUAUGUACAAAUGCACUACUGGAAAUAUGUCCACAGUUUCUGCCCGAGCUCCCGUGAUCUUACUGUUCCUGAUAAGAUCCUCCAAGGAGUCCCAGGAGAAGAGUGGCAGUUCAAAUAUCUUUAUAUGUAUUUGAACUGCCAUGACAUGCAUUAAACAUAUGUUUCUCAUGGUGUAUUUUAUUCCGAAGAGCAACGGCUCGGUAUACGUAAAAACAAUUCCAUUUCCGCCGAUAAGGACUUCUCUCCUUUGAGGAGGUAUAUUUUCAGACGCCGUAAUUUGUUGAUUAAAAGUAUAGACAAGUACCACAUAAAUCCAACCGAAAAGACUUAAUUAUUAUUAUUAUUAUUAUUAUUAUUAUUAUUAUUAUUAUUAUCACUAUUUAAAUCUCCAGCCAUCGUGUAUUUAUGCAUCCACUCAUUUAUUAAUGUUUUUCUUUCAUCUAUUCAUGAAGAAAUAUCAGAACUCAAGAAGAAUCAACAAGAGCUGAAAAGGAACCUCUCGGCUUUGAGGAAACCUUCGGUAGGUCAAAAUUCUUCGUUAUUAAUUAGGGAAGUCUGCUAGUGUUCAUUCAAAUUUUUUUCGGUUUUUUGAAGGGUAGAGGGUGCACAAAAUUUCUUUGCUCGACUCUUGUUUAAUUACUCGCAUUUCAUCUUUUCAUUUUCGUUUCAUCUCUUUCCGUCUUUAUAUUUUAUUUCGAAAAACGAAUACUUCUCUUUUAAACUUUAGUCAGGAACCUAUUUCUAUUCGUUUUUAUGUCAGGUUUCAAAGAGGAUUCUGGAGAAUAACUUUGCUGAGGUGAGUUUUUCCUUCAGUGUUUGUUUAUAGUCGUGAACUUCUGGUUUUUUUUUUCUUUUUUCUUUUUUUAAGUAAAGGGGGUUGAGGGGCAGCCUUAUUAGAAAAGAAACUAUCUGUGUGUUUGGCAUUCGAAUAACAAAACAAUUAAAAAGUAUGUAUUGUUCAAAUUUGAUUCUACUUUUUCAUUACAGAUUAAAAAGGAGUUGCUGAAUAUUAAAAACAAAGUAAGUUUACUCUUAUUAUCCUUGACAAUUCAACAAAUAUAGUUUUGAAUUAUCUUCCUUGAUAUUCAUUAAUUGAUUUCCUUAUUCAGUUGUGGAUUAUUUUUUGAUAAUAUUCAUUGAUCUUGGAGCCCUUAUUUGCAUCAAUUCUUACGUAUUUGGUAGAUUUAGUCAUUCUUAUAUGUAUCAAUAACUUUUUGUAUUCCCUGUAUUCAAUUUUCCCUUUUCUCGUGUGAAAGAUUACACAUCAAAGCAAAUCUAGUUCUCGAAUUUCUUAUAUUUCUUGUAGGACGUGUACACGACAAAUUAAUCUCACUAGAAUCAAAUAGUGCAAUCUUAUUACGACACAAUCAAAUAUAUAGUGUUAUCUUAUUACGACACAAUCUUUUUACGUAAACUUUUUUAUUCAUUAUUGUGACAGGUUUCAAAAGGUUUAGAGAAUCUGGAGAAUAACUUUACCAAGAUAAGAUUUUCCUUCAGUGUUUUCAAUAUAGUCUUAUAGUAAAGAAAGAAAGAUUGCACAUCAAAAAAGAUCCAUUUCUUGAAUUUCUGACAUUUCUCGUAGGACGUGCACACGCCAAAUUAAACUCACUUGAAUCAAAUAGUUUAAUCUCAUUAAGACACGGUCUCUUUAUGUAAACCUUUUUAAUUGUUUGUCUGACAGGUUUCAAAAGAUUUAGAGAAUCUGGAGAAUAACUUUACCGAGGUGAGUUUUUCUUUCAGUGUUUUCGUUAUUGUCUUAUGGUAAAGAAAAAAAAGAUUGCACAUCAAAAAAGAUCCAUUUCUUGAAUUUCUGGCAUUUCUUGCAGUACUUGUUCACGCCAAAUUAAACUCACUUGAAUCAAAUAGUUUAAUCUCAUUACGACACAGUCUCUUUAUUUAAACCUUUUUAAUUGUUAUUCUGACAGGUUUCAAAAGGUUUAGAGAAUCUGGAGAAUAACUUUACCGAGGUGAGUUUUUACUUCACUGUUUUCGUUAGUAAAGAAAAAAAGAUUACACAUCAAAAAGAUCCAUUUCUUGAAUUUCUUAUAUUUCUUGUAGGACGUGUACAUGCCAAGUUAAUCUCACUUGAAUCAAAUAGUGCAAUCUUAUUACGACACAAUCAAAUACAUAGUGUUAUCUUAUUACGACAUAGUCUCUUUAUGUUAACCUUUUUAUUCCUUAUUGUGACAGGUUUCAAAAGGUUUAGGGAAUCUGGAAGAAAACGUCACAAAGGCAAGAUUUUUUUUUCUGUAUAUUCAUCUCCUUGUAUAUCUCUGUUUCUUACAGAUGUGGAUGGCGAUAUCAGAAUGCAACUGUUCGCGUGUUUAGUUAAUCAUUACAGUUGUUUGGUUUGAUGACAGUUCUUAUCUCUUUGGCAGGUGGAAAAGAAACUGGAAAAUGUGACAGUAAGUUAAAUUCUGAACAUACAUACAUGACAGUUCAGAAUUGUACAAGCCUUCCGCCACCCCACCUCGCAAGUGCUCCUCAAUAUCAGUGAAAUCAUCACUUCCUCCUCGGAAAAUUCCCUUUCUUGGCCAAAAAAUUAUCGUUCUUCAUUUCAAAACAGGAAAUCUUGUUUUUCGUAGAUCACAUGCCCUUUGGGAUUCAAUAGCACUAAGGGUGAUAUUGGACCUGCCGGACCUGCUGGACCUGCCGGACCUCCAGGAUAUAAUGGUACUCAGGGCCCUCGUGGACCAUCCGGUUACAAUGGUACCCAGGGACUACCUGGACCUGGAGCCAGUUCCUGUGUUUACAAGAUUGCAUCCAGCCCGGGUAAGACAUCAGUAGGUUUGGCCGCUAGGGAAGAAGUGGAAAUGAAGGAACCAAACGUAAGUUUAGAGAUGAACUCUAUAUUGGGUACAGAAGAAAGAAUAAAUCAUUUUGGUUUGAAUUUUAUUAUGAACGGUACUGUUAGAAGUUUCUUUAAAAUUCAUGAAAAGAACUAAAGAAUCCUUCAAACUUUCAAAGAUUGAACUUAAGAAAUUAACAUGGAGGAAAUUUUUAAAUUUUCUCCAAUGUUACAGUAUAAUUUAUAUAUACUUAACUUUCAGAAAUACAACUAUUUUAUCAAACAACACGUACUGAGUUAAUUCCUACGCAGAAGCGAUUCCGAAAAGCAACGCUAACAAUAAUCAUCGUCUAAAAACGAUCUUAAGCGCACUGCAGACUAUACUUCAGCUUACCUUUGACGCACAAACUCGCCGUGACUAGACCGACUCGGCUUUCUAGAAAAUAAUGUUCUACAGUCACUUCUUGCACCGACAAAUUCAAAAACAAUAUUUUUAAUUGCCAUUGACUCCGAAAAGGAUUUGACAAUUCUAAGAACGAUCUUAAGCGAAAUCGUUUCAGCGUUUAGUUUCGCAAGGCAAAAAAUUAGAACGCCACCUCUUUGGGAACUUUUGCCGUCGGCUUCCUUAAAACAUAAAUAAUGCUAUAUGUACUUUAGCCUAUUCGCAUGCAGGAAAUGUUUUAGCCUUUCACCUUCGAACUCUUGACGCCAUUUAUAAUUAUCAUUAUUAUCAUCAUUGUAAUCAUUAUGAUUAUCUUUUUUUUGGCAGAAUACGACCUUCAUUGGUGUAAACUGUGAUACAAAUGACGCAAAAUUUGUUAAAUUGUCAAGCACCAACUUAGGUGGCGAGAGAACCUACAAGUGCUUUUGCGAAGGUACCCUUAGACUGGGGGUGUCAAAUCUGCAUUGCUACAUGCACUACUGGGAGUGUCUGUCCUAAAUGGGAAAACGUUAAGCCAUUCUUUGUAACAGAGCCCUUUUUAAAGACAAUAAUAGCGUUUUACCAGAAACGAGAUGAAGAGCAAUUUAGAUAGUUUAACAUGAGUGGCGCAAUAUUAACAACUGCCCUGACUAUAUCAUAUUUUUUGUCGUUAGUAGGUUACUUGUUUUCAAAUGUGGCCAGUAACAGAAAAAGGCAAAUAAUGAUUUCAUCAAAUCAUAUUGUUAUGGAUAUCGAUGGCUUAUUUCAGGCUUAGCCUUUUGGCAUCAGGGAAGGUAACAGAGUUAGAAGUGCAGUCAUCUUCUUUUAUUCAAUUAAAGUUUAUCCAUGAACUUUUCUUAAGCUUUAUUGGAAACCGACAUUUUACGAGACGAGCCGAUGAAUUUUCCACGAACAGUAAAAAUAAUUUAAUUUUGCUAGAAUGUGUUUUUGCGACCUCAACCGCUUAGCCGCGAUUUUUAUAUACUCCCGCCAGUCCUCCUCUCUAACGUUUAUUCCAAUAGGGUGUGUGUUCUGUCUAUCUGUAACUGGGAGAAAUAGAUUUUGUACUGAAAUGAAGAAAUAAUAUUUUAAUUGUUAUAUGACAGGAUCAAACCGGGAAGAAAUAGAUGAAGGUAAACAGCAACUUUUACCUCUAAAUUUGGCUAGUUCCAUUUGCCGCAAAUAAAAAUCUCGCAACAUGGGUAAGCAGAUUCAGUACUUUCCGUGUUCUGGUACCUUUGCCUUACGGUUUCAUAAUGAGUUAAAGAAAACCGUUCAAAAUUGGGCCACAACAGUCAUCUACCAAAGCGUGUUUUGAUGAAAACAAACAGCGAAACGCAUACUUCACCGGAAAGCUGUCGGGGCACAGUGAUUUACCGGAGAGGGUUUUGGAAUGGUUUUCCCAGUGUUCUGCCCGAUACCUUAGGUAUCAAACGAAAACAAUAUUUCAGGGAAUGGCUAGUAUUCGUGGCACAUUACCUAAAGGAUUGCUAGCCCAUGUCGUCUUCAUACCGAACACAUAUCUAAUUUUCAGGGGUGCAGUUCGAUUGACCAAGUCAUUCGUUGAGUAGGAUUAUCUCUUAAGAAGUUGGAAGAGUGUUGGACAAAGCGAGACGAAAAGCAUUUUGGUGUUUUACAUAAGUAUUACCAAUUGCCCGCCAUAUCAUAUUUUGUGUUGUUGGUGUGUUGCUUUUUUCGAAUUUGCCAAGUGAUUGUGAGGGACAUAUUAUGCUUGUCGAAUUCAUGUAUGUUGCAAAUAUUGGCAAAACGAUAAUCAAAGCUGCAUUGCUAAAUAUACUAAAGUGAGUGUUAGUCCUAAAAGGUAAGCGUAAAACUAUUCGCUUAACAUCAUUCUUUGCAUCGAAGAUGACGGGGUUGUUAAAUCAGCAGCCACGGGAAAACAGAUUUUCAACUGACCUGUAUGUUACAUUGUUUUACAAAUUGGCCGUAUUAUUAUAAACGCGGAACAGACGUUUACGCAUGCAUAACUAUUGAUUUUUUUAAAUGUGCACAAUUGUUGUAAUACGCAAAUCUAUGGACUAAAUCAUUUUUGCAAUAGAUAAUUAUAGUCAAUUUUAGCGCUAGAUCAUAGGGUUUAGGACAUUAACAUGGUUGAAAUCAUUAUCCCGUCAGCCGCGAUUUUAUACAUUCGACCUGGUCCUUCUGAACAGCACUCUAACUUCGUGAACAUUAGUUACUAUUAUAUGGCUGUAAUUCAGGUACAGAAUCAUGUACCAACAGAAAAAUUAAAUUUUGUUUGUUUGUUUGUUUUUUUUGUUUUUUUUUGUUUUUUUGUUUUAAUGUUUUUAUGUAUAACAGGUUCAACGCGAGUAAAGAAAGAAAAGCAGUCAACCAGUCUGGGCCAUGUAUGAGUAUCCGCAGGUUACAACGUGACUUCCGCUUAUUCUUGUUGAAGCGUAUUCAUAGUGUACUCAUGCAUUAGGAAGUUCGCGUAGUGCGUUUGAGCCAGUUUCUGGCAGAUUUAAACAGAAAACAGGUCCUUUGUUGGACUCUAAUGAGACUUUGAUCGAUGGCGCUGUUAACGAAAUGUUUGGCCGGUUCGUAAGUUGUCGACCUGGUUUCGGUCGAUCUGAUUGAUUGGCAACACCUCUAAGGCAAUACAUAUCAUCGUCCCAAACCAGAUGAGCCCAUGACACGUCAGCGGAAUCGUGGCGGGGGUCUACUAUUUUUCUGCUCGUUUCUGGCGAACCAAGAGACCGUGACCAGUGUGACUUCCUAUAGCUUGUACAAACUAAUUUCUGUCUAGAUCACAUAUUUAAGAAAAAGUUUAGCCUGUUAUAAAGGCGUUAAAAGGAGGAUCGACACUUAAUAAUGGUUGCGGUCGAUGUUAUCCUCUGACCUUGCUAUCAUCGACCAAAACCAGAUUCAGGUCAAAGAUCAUUUAUACUUUCAUUAGUUAUUUUAUAAAAGAAAUGUAAAAUAGUUUCCGUGUUUACAUAGCCUGAUGUAAACACGCGGGAGGUUGGGAGAACACUCGAUAAGCUAGAAACCACUCCGCUUCGAGUCGUGGUUUCCUACGCUUAUCGAGUGUUCUCCCAACCUCCCGCGUGUUUACAUCAGGCUAUGUAAACACGGAAACCAUUUUACAUUUCUUCACUCAUGCAUUUAUGUUUUGCGGCUCGCGGGUAAAUAUUAGCGGGAAAUCUAAAUUUUUGGUAGAAGAACAGACAUGGAUGAUAACAGUACACCUUGGGCUUCAAGAUGGACCGUACAGUUUGACCCUUAUUCCGGGUAUGUUAACGAUGAAAGCUGCGCUGACGAACUCACAAAACAGUACAGGAUAGCUACGACCACACGCUUCACUGUAUUUAAACAAACAUGAGGAUUUUCAAAUUGCAGUAAGCUGAGUAAGUAAGCUCACAUGUAAAGAUUUACAAAACAAACCAUACUGACAGUAAAGUAAAGUGAAGUAAAACUUCAUUUAGACACUAUAGGUAUCUAAAAUCAGGGGCUUGUAGGGUCGUGAUAUUAACUUGAAAUAUAGAUAAAUAAAAAUAAAAAAGGGAAAAUUAUAUAUAACUUUUUUCCAAUAAUUAUUAAUAUCUUAAGAACACAUGUACACAUCAUUAUUCUUCGGUUUACACUGGUCAGUUAGACUUUCAAAAUUAAAAUGUAAUUAAAAUUCAACUUAGCUUCAAGUGUCAAUUUACUGUCAGUCUGCAGCAAGAUUUAGCGAGAAAUGCUGAAUUAAUUUAGAUCAAGCUUAAAGUGUCAAAACCCUACUCAGUGGUAUUGACACACAGCUGCCAGCAUCCCCAUCCAUUACGCCAGUCCUUUGGCUACAUCUGAGUGGGGCGGGCUUGAUGUCAAGGCCCUACAUUUUGAGCACCCAUGUACACAUAUGUACAUAUGUGUUUGUGUACAUGUAUUGUAUUGCUAACUCAACUUGGUUCCUCUUCUCAUAUAAAAACGUAGGAGUAAAAGAAAAUGCAGAGAAAAAUGCUAAGAACCACUGUAUACAAUGGGCUGACUCACAGGAGAUGGCAGGAUGCAGACUAAGUUUUGAUGGCAUCCCAUUCCAAAUUGUGGGGGUCAAAGGUUAAGAAUGCCAAAAUGGGCCAGACAGAAAUAAGGCACUCAAAAGGAAGGAGGCUCAAAAGAGACUGCAAAAAGAUGUAAGCAUGCAUAAUAAUUAACUAAACAAGAAUGUAAACAAGAUGAUAUUACUAAUUAAGGACUCCCAAAGAGGAUAUCAUAUAUAGGGCAUUACAUAGUUACUGAUUUACCUUUACCUAUUUGCUCUUAAGCUAACAAGGUGGUAAGUCCCAACUGAUUUUUCUAAGCAAUUUGGUGAGCACUCCCCUCUCCCUAAGGGCUAAUAGCAUGCAAUAAUGUUUCUUUUUUACCACUUGCAAGUAAAAGGACAUAUCACAUUUUAUUUGUCAAAAUAAAGAUCACUGUGACUGCAGUUUACAAGGUAGGAAUCAAGUACUAUUUGAAAGGAUGCUUUUCAUUACUUCUAAGUUUACUGAUAACUUGACUAUUCCCAUAUGACUGCUCUAUCUAACAAUCCAAUAAAUCCAUUUGGUUUCAGAAGGAGAAUGCUGAUCACUGCUAUAACAGCACCAAAAAGUGCUUUAUAGUACAGGAUAUGAAGAAAUGCGACAAUCUAGCAAAGAUUCACCUGCGGAAAAUAAUCAAGUAUCCUGAAAAUGAGGUCAGUUUAUUUAAAUUAUUGAAAUUAGGGUCCAGGGGGCACUACCAUUAACAUGAAUGAUCACCAGCCUAAUAAAAGGUGCUUAAUCCCAAUGGGCCUUGUGUUACAUGUAGGUGAAGUGGACAGAUGAUACGACGACCUGGACAUUUCAUUGUGCAGAAAUGAAAAAAAUUUACCUGUAAUGGAAACAGAGUAAAUAUUUUAGAAACUAAUUUUUCAAACAUUAUUUUAAUCAAAACAUUGUAUCAUUAGAUUUCAGAUAACACAAAGAGUAGAAGGGAGACAAUGUCAAAAUUUCUGAGAACAUCCCUAGAGUCAGAAAACAAGCAAACAAUAACUACAGAGGAGUGUAUUUACAUAUUACUACCAAAACCUAUGGAUCACUUAUUUCACCCCAUGGGGAGGGUAAGUACUUGGCCAUCAAUUAACUUUUUUUUUGCACUCAGGACACUUAAGUUUGGUGGGGGAUUUAAGGUGACUUAACUUAACACAGAUCAUCAGUCUUCUAUAGACUGUGCUGCUUCCACUGUCAUGUGGAAUAUAUAUAAAGAAUAAAUAAAGAUUAUACAUCACAACAAAAGACCAAUCAAAUGUACUACAUGUACAGCUUCUUUUAGCUACACUGGCACUUAUUCCUCAAACUCAAUAUCAAGAUUAUAACAUCACAAUUUUAUUGGAUAGGGAUUUCCACAGGCACUGCUUUUAAUUGAUGAAUUGCUCUCAUGGACUUUUUUAAAUGGAUUUUCUUAAAAAAUACAGCAUUCAGUAAUCUGUAAUUAUAACAUUCUGUAACUAUUACUGAAAAGCCCUACCACGGGUCUGCCUAUAAUAAUGCUGAGUAUAAUUUGCAUUAUUAUGCAUUCAAAAUAUUUCCCCGUUUCUGAUAGGUUAAAACCACCCGCAUAUUUCAUCAUAACCAGCUGCUGUUGACCAAAUUUGGAAAAAAAUGUUCUCAUAUUGAACCAAUGACAUCAAAAGCAGCUGGCUGCAGGUUAUUGAACUGUUGACCAAGAAAACCUGGGGACGAGGUUGUGUUAUUUUUUUAAAUGAAUAAAUAAUAAAGCAAUUAUUCUUUUUUUUCUUUGUUGUUUUAUCAGACUACUGGGCUACUUCAGCCUGUUGAUGAGACACUGGUUAAAAAAAUUCAUGAGCUUGUUGGAAGUGGUGUUAAUUAUGUUUCUGAAAUGCAACGGCACCUGCGUCAUUAUGUAAAGAAGGAGCUUUUCAUAGGCCAACAGCCUCCAGAUCUAACCAACAGACAGUUCUUCCAAACAACCAUGGAUGUCAGGAACCACAUGUAUCUUGCCAAAGUGGUGAGCAGACAUUCAUAAAUUGAUCAGGAAAACCUUGACCUAAAAAUCAAGAAGUGGAAAGAAGAAAGCCCAGAUGAUAAUUUCUUUUUCAGGCCUUACUGCCUAACAAGUGAUAGUGAGUCCUAUCAACAACUACAAUCACUGAAGGAAGAAGACAGCACUGAUGUAAUUAAAAUAAGCGUAAGUGAUCAAUCCAACAACCUCCUCCUUGUUCACCAGAUGAAGUGGCAAAGUGGUACUACAAAAAGAAUACAACCUGCAAAUUCCUGUCUUAAUUAUUGAUGACAGCUCUCCUGAUCCAAAGUCAUGGUUGCAUUUUCAGGACCCUAAAGACCCAGCCUCAACCCUGAUACUGUGUGAAGAUUCAAAGGAUCACAUUUUAAACAAGACAACAUAGCUGUGUGAUUCUGAGAUACAAGCUGGUCAGAUCCACCUAAAACAAAAAUUCCCUAUUGUAGAUGGUCUAUGGGGCCCUGCUUAUCAGCCAAUAAGUGUAACAAUUCCCGCAUCAACACUAAUCGGAAAUGGAGAUGCAACAAGUGUAGAAGCUUGUAUGCUACAAAAGCAAAUCUACAUACACUGUACAGCUAGUCGUGUAAAGAACAAGAAAAUAAUAUAUAUUAGGAGGUCACAUGUUUUGCAACAAUAAUUACAACAAUAAUACAAUUGCAGUGUCAUUAAAAUGUAACCAAAAAUCACUUUCAUUAUGUUAUUUCAAUCAGAAUUUAAAGGGUUCAUUUAAGAGCUUAAAAUUCAAAAUACUAAUAAAUAUUAUUGUAGUUGAUUCCAACCACACCAAUGUUUUCUCUAGACAGUCAAGUUUGAUCAUCAGCAGUAACCACACAAACAUUGGCAAUGGUCUGAAUAAUUUGUCAUUCAAAAUUAUGAAUGAAUUCAAAAUUAUGAAAACAAUGAAUUUCUCCGUCAGUUUUUGUCUGCGUAACUUAUUUUUCCUUGUUCUUGAGUUUGUGGUGCUUUAAUAUCAUGGUGAAAAUUGCCUGUAAGAAUUUCAUGGAUGAUACUUAGAGACCCACAUUUAAUUCAUAGGUUAUAUUCUGCAAGUUCAAAUUGAAAUACUUAAGAUUUAGGAGGGAGCUCAAGCUGAAUAUUCAAAUAUUGACAGUCGGCGCGGUGUACUGUCAUCACACAAUCAUCUUAAAAUUGAGAAAUAUGUAC